This is a messenger RNA of Branchiostoma floridae (Florida lancelet), 3076 nucleotides long. RefSeq names its product deoxyribonuclease-1-like. The transcript has 11 exons. Gene Ontology annotation, biological process: DNA catabolic process. Gene Ontology annotation, cellular component: nucleus. Lineage: Eukaryota; Metazoa; Chordata; Leptocardii; Amphioxiformes; Branchiostomatidae. Bases 503 to 1843 code for a protein of 446 amino acids. The record is from RefSeq and is a predicted model, not a curated record. Gene Ontology annotation, molecular function: DNA nuclease activity.
CGGUGACUUUUGACCCCAUAUAAGUAAAUGAGAGAUUGCCUCAUGGCUGAAUAGAUCUAGCUCUGUUGUUAUCGGUUGAAAUCGUACAUGAGUGGGAGUGAAUGUUUGCGACAGUCUAUGUCACUGCCACUGACUGACUAGUUGGUUACCAGCUCGAGUACACGUGACGAGACUGUCUCAUUCGUUGUAGGUCGUCGCACGACCAGCAAGGCUGUGAGAGAACCAACCGACGGCAAGGGUCUCAGACAGCCGCCUUUUCCGUAAACAGAACAGCUGAAUUUCGCGUGGCAUAUGCAUGAAGGUCCCAGAAAUGUAAGCACAAUCGUACGACGAUGGUACGGCGUAUGUGACCAGGCCUUGGGAAUCCCUUUACGUUCGAGCAUGGCCUCUCAUAGAGUACAUCUUGCAUUCAGUUUUAUACAUCUGAUUUUAUGAAAAUGUAUGUUGAAUGCCAUGGAUAGCAGUUUGUAAAUCAUCGAACCAAAAGAUUUAAUACUGUAACAUGGCGGAGUUAAAUUUUCGCAACCGUUUGCGGGUAUUUACUUUCGUGGUAACCAUGACAGCUUACCUUGUGUCUGUUGUACCUGCGACCAAUGCCUACCGGGAAUUCGGCUCGACCGCUGGAAGCAAAGGUCGUCUGAGAAUCGGCGAGUUUCAUCUGAAGAAGUUCGGCAGGGCAACCAUGGAGGAGCCCGCUGAAGUACAAAUCCUCAUCAAGCUCAUCCAGAGGUAUGACAUCCUGCUACUGUUGGGCAUCAUGGACAACACGGGGAAGGCUAUCUAUGAGCUCUUCGACAAGAUCACCAUAAAUCUGUCUGACGACGAAGUCUAUGGUAUCAUCGUCAGCAAAAGGGUAGGGAUAGUGCCGAGAGAGCAGUUCGCCUUCAUAUACAGGGUUGACAAAGGAGUGGUCAUGGCUGACUCGUAUUACUACGAACUGAAAGGCGAUGUCAGAGUUUUCGACAGAGCGCCAUUCAUUGUGCGGUUUUCAUUACAAGAUCUUGGAUCAUCGUGUGAUACAGGAAGCUGUGACAAGGGAUUGCCCGCGCUAGAUGACGUUGCCUUGGUAGCAGUGUUCGCCUCAGCCACUGACACCGCACAGGAAAUAGACCACCUGGUGAACGUGUAUAGUGACGUGUACGAAAAGUGGCGUGUUAAGGACGUGUUGUUCGCAGGCAAUUUCAGAGCCGGGUGCAACUAUGUGACAGGGAAACAACUGAAAUCAUCGCGCCUGCGUGCCAACUCGAAAUUCCAUUGGCCAAUAGGGGAUGACGUAGACACAACUCUUGCCAAAUUAGGCUGUGCCUACGACAGGUUCGUGUUGGCCGGGCACGAUUUGAAAAGGGCCUUUAUACCGGACAGCGGCACAAUCUUUGAAUACGACACGGCAUACGACCUAGACAGAGACCUGGUGGAAGACAUCAGCGACCAUUAUCCUAUUGAGAUACAAAUUCAGCCGGCCGGGAGUUUGAAAGAUCACUGGAACCUGAGAGGUGUGGAGAGUGAGCAGUCUCUGAAGCUGUACGAUGCUCGGGCCUCUGUCUCUGAUCCGGCACAUUUGGUGACAACUUUUUCCGAAACUUUCGAGGACUAUCGAGUCGAGACGCUAUACACAGAGACCGGCAAUCUUCGCAAAAUCCUAGCAGCCAAGUUCUUCCCAGACGGCUCCAAGCUCCAGAAGGAGAUCAAAGAUCUUAAAAUAGUUCUCCACUUCUUGUCUCCGGACAUCUUACCGCGCUUCAAGAAAGCCUUUGGCGAGGAGGAUAGGAACUUGACGUUGAUGCUAGUGUGUGACGUCAUUGAAGGCGGCUGUGAGAUAAGCAUAUCGACGCGUAUGGUUUAACUGUAACAGUGGUGUUGAACGAUGAACAAUGGAUGGGGAAAAGUUUUUAUCUAUUUGUUUGAUGUAACUCAUGCAAUACAGUGCCUGUGGCCUGAUGUGACAUUGUGUGAACAAAUUUAAAAAUAAUUUGAAAAUUUGACAUUUUUAUCUUGAAAUAAACAAAUAUUGAACAUGCAGAACACAUUUACAUUUGUACCUGCACUUUGAAUAAUAAUACAAACAUGUAUCAGCAAGAUAUCUUUUAUUUCAUCUAAUCCUUAGUAUUUAUUGAAUAGGCGGCAUUUGUUGACGCAAGUGCACAAAUACUUCAUCAAGUAUACAAUAUAAACUAACAUCUUCUGUGAUAACUAACAGACAUUGAACCAUGUAUACAUAUAGCCAUUAAAGUUCUUUAACGUUCACUGCAGCUGAGGUAUCACACUUGUCACAAUGCAACAUUUCCUAGCAAAACACUGCUCUUCACAAAAUCCCCAAUAUGAUAUUGUCAAUUUCUUGAGUUAAUGUAACUGUUAACAUUGAUCUUUAAGUGUCCCCUUGCAGAUUCCUGAAGUCACCACCUACAUUGUAGGCAAACUUUGUAACACAAUAUCUUCUAACUACACAAUCAUGUAUUGGUACUUUUUUUCUUCAGAAUUACUGUUUUCUUGUGUGGCUGUUGUUGAUUUUACAAUAUACUCCAUCAUUUUCUAUACAAACAACAUUUACUUCAUUACGACAUUCUUUCCAACCACUCAGAAUAACUACAUGUACAAUCUCCAACAAGCAGAUGUUGGAUAGGAGAUCACAACAUUUUCUGAUCUGCUGAAGCAUACAUUGAAGGCUUUACCUCUUCUGUGCUGCAAGGAGGCUAGACUACCUGAGGAUAGACACCACGGUCCAAGUCACAGUCACAUCAUGUAUAUCUAACAUUAGAAUGAAUAAGCCUACUUUGGAGAGGCUAUAUCAAGUAUUCAACAAUUCAAAAUAAUCUGUGCAGAAGAAAAACUCAAGAAAAUUGUCACUGUCUGCUCUCACACUUUCUUACUUUCUGACUUAUAAUUUGCUGCCAUUUCAUGGAUGUCAACUAUCAGGCCUUAGCUUAUGAAUGACACAGAACAGAAAUUCUUACCUGAGAGCAACAAACACUAUUGAUUGAUAUUGGCUCUUUCCAAGACUACAUGAAGUAUAGAAAUUGCACAUGAUAACAGUAAUAGAUAUGGUCUACAAAAAUAUUGACCAAACAAAUAUUAAUUC